UACGUACUUAGUUAGUAGUUUGAAUCUUUAAAGAAUCUGUUUAUUUAUUUAUUUAUUUUUAAAUGGACGACAAAAAGCAGCAAGCUAAACGAUUUUUUGUCAACGACGUCGACGGAUAUUCUUCAAAGCACAUUGCGAAGUUUUUGUCAGCAUGUGAAGCUGGAGAUCCGUCUGAGGGUGGAGACACGGAGGAGACGUUGUCCUCCCCCGGAGAAGAAACCGCUUUUCACGUCGUAGGAACCGUUUCCUCAUCCUCUGACGAGUUUCACUUUCUACACGAACAGUAUGAGUCCCCACCCAGAGAGGAGCUUUUGAGGCACCUGCUGGACUGUGAUGUGGUGGUGUACAACAUCUCAGAAAGGUCAACACAGCAGCAGGUUGAUGAAGCAACGUGGGCAAUAACAGCACUUCAUGCCAAAAUGGAGCAAUUUAAAUCCAGGAAAAUGUUCAUCUUAGUGUCCACGGUGAUGACGUGGGCCUUGACCAAACCUCAAGAACCAGACAACGCAGAAGCCAUUUUCUCAGAGGAAGAGUUCAGAAGUAGAAGGCCUCAUCCAAGUUUCAGGAACCACAAUGAUCUGGAAAAACGUGUGCUCAAACUGACCAAAGGGAAAAAGUCUAAGCUCACUGGUUACGUUGUAGCAGCAGGACUUCAGUAUGGAAUGGAGGAGAACCUUUUCCACUACUUUUUUAAGAUAUCUUGGUUGCUGAACGUUCCAAAGGUUCCUAUAUUUGGAGAUGGCACCAAUUAUGUUCCUAUGAUUCACGUUUAUGAUCUUGGAGGAGUGAUUCAAAACAUCAUUGAAAUGAGACCAAAGUCAAAAUACAUCCUUGCUGUUGAUGAUUCCAAAAACACUUUGGAAGAUAUUGUCAAGAGGAUAAGUGGCGUUCUGGGACCAGAAAAGGUCCACAAGAUGUCGCUGCAGGAUGCAAUAACCAUGGAGGCUUUUAAGCCGGGGGAAUUGGAUUGUCUCCGUAUCAACCUCCGCCUGGAUGCAGUAGUUGUGAACGACACAUUUAACCUUAACUGGACGUGCCGGUCUGGGAUGGUGGAGAAAAUGGAGAACAUAGUGCAGGAAUACAAAGACGCCAGGCAGCUUUUUCCAGUUAAAAUAUGCCUUCUUGGACCUCCAGCUGUGGGGAAAUCCACUGUGUCUGAGAAGCUCUGCCAGCAUUACAAAAUACAUCACAUCCACGUUAGAGGAAUCAUCGAGGAGAAAAUGACACAUCUGACGAAGAUAAUAAAUGGAGUUGAUCCUGAAAUUGAUAGGGAAGAAGUAGCAGCUGCACAGAAAAUGAUGGAAAACAUUAACGAAAGCUUGGAAAAGAAUCAUGGCCGACUGGCUGAACACCAGAUCUUUGACAUUUUGCAAGAAAAACUGAACUCUAAACCAUGUAGGAAUCACGGGUUUGUACUUGACGGCUUCCCUAAGACUUAUGAGCAAGCAAGGAUGAUUUUCUCUGAUAAGGAACCAGAGAACAAGGAUACAGAGUUGAUGUCUUUAGUCCCCUGGUACAACAAAACCAUCACUCCAGAGUACGUGUUUGCUCUCGAUGCCUCUGAUGAUUUCCUGACCAGUCGAGUGCAAAGGCUACCGGAGAGGGUCGCAGAGGAUGAAUUUGUACCCCGACUGGAGAGAUACAGACAACUCAGCCAAGCUGAGGAAACACUGUUGGACUUUUUUGAUCACCGUGAGAUUCAUCCAGAACACAUAGAUGUCAGUACAGAUGAUUCAGAGUGCGCAGAUGUUAUGAAGAAGGUAAUAGAGAUUGUAGGGGUUCCUAAGAACUACGGCCCGAGUCCAGAGGAGCAGGAGGAGGAGAACCAAAGGAGAGAAGAUGAGAGGAGGCAGAAACUGGCUGCAGAGGCUGUCGAGAGGAAACGCAGGAAAGCAGCUGCGCUGGCUGAGAUGUCAGCUCAGUACGAAGAGUGGCAGAAGAAUCUGUCGGAGGUGAGGCGACAGGAGAGCGAGCUGCUGGAAGCUCAGGCUCUUCCUCUGAGAAACUACCUGAUGAAGCACGUGAUGCCUUCACUGAACGAGGCCAUGUCAGAGUGCUGCAAAAUCAAACCCGAAGACCCCGUGGACUUCCUGGCUGAACAUCUUUUACACAACAACCAACAAAAAUAA
Messenger RNA from Nematolebias whitei (Rio pearlfish), 2129 nucleotides. Its product is annotated as adenylate kinase 7-like. Gene Ontology annotation, biological process: nucleobase-containing compound metabolic process. The record is from RefSeq and is a predicted model, not a curated record. The coding region runs from base 63 to 2129 and encodes 688 amino acids. Lineage: Eukaryota; Metazoa; Chordata; Actinopteri; Cyprinodontiformes; Rivulidae. Gene Ontology annotation, molecular function: AMP kinase activity; ATP binding. Gene Ontology annotation, cellular component: cytoplasm. The transcript has 18 exons.